AUGUCGGAUUCACUCAGUCUAUGGCAGAUUACUCACUCUUUACCAGGCACUGAGAUUGCACGAUCAAAGGAAGGAAUUUUUAUUUCACAACGCAAGUACGCGCUAGACAUACUUGAUGAUGCUGGGCUCUUGGGGUCACGCCCUUACUCUUUCCCUAUGGAGCAGACUUUGAAACUCAAGCCCACUGAUGGAAAGCUUUUACAGGAUCCUUCCAGAUAUCGACGACUCGUAGGCCGCCUCAUUUACCUCACAGUAACAUGA
Prunus armeniaca (apricot) is the source of this 261-nucleotide messenger RNA. The record is from the annotation of a GenBank genome assembly. Lineage: Eukaryota; Viridiplantae; Streptophyta; Magnoliopsida; Rosales; Rosaceae.